This is a messenger RNA of Ilex paraguariensis (yerba mate), 1230 nucleotides long. Lineage: Eukaryota; Viridiplantae; Streptophyta; Magnoliopsida; Aquifoliales; Aquifoliaceae. The record is from the annotation of a GenBank genome assembly.
AUGCAGUCUAAUUAUGUGUCGAGACUGGGUGGUGCAUUUAGACAGGGAAUCCAGAGAUCGCUUGUUGGGGAAGGGAGAGGACUUCAAUACUCGGUGGAUGGUCUGAUUGGCCAGGGGAAAUUGUUGUUCGGAAAAUCUAGGUUGCUCCAGUCUGUUCCAUUAGAUGAUCUGCAUGUAUUUUUGCGACCUGGAACGCUUGCUACAGCUCAGUCAAAUUUGCAUCUAGCAGAUCGAAAAAAGAAUCUUUUUGUUGUUGCAGCUGUUUCUCGGACUUUUUCUAUUCCAUCUGUUUCAGGGCCUUCUUUUCAGGUUUGUGGCUAUCACGUAGAUUGCCUGCUAUCAGAGCCUAAUCACUCUUUGGGAAUUGGCUCUCAGAAGUCACUUAUGGCUGUUUGUGGUUCUCGAGCUACUCUUUCCGACUCUUCAUUAAGUUGUUUAACUUCCAGGCAUGGACACCUCAGAGUUUCGACAAAUACCUCUGUUACUUGCUGUAAAUAUAAUUUUUUUGACAGUUGCAGCAAAGCCAGAAUGAGUCUAAGUAAUAAGGAACAACCCAACAAUUUUUUGGUCUAUGGAUAUUUCAUAUAUAAUGUCGCAAAGAGCAGAAGAUGGUCCAAUCCUUACCUUGGGUUUGGAUUUAAGGGUUUACCUAUCUCAUCACCUGCAUAUUUUUCUGCUGGGACUGCUCGUGAUGUGUCCUUCGACAAUUCUGCACGUGAGGAACAGACUGCAAGUUCUGCUGAUUCUUCUGACCAGAAGAUCCUAGCGGAUAGAACUCUGAAGCUACAUUCAGGAUCAUGUUACCUUCCCCAUCCUGACAAAGAAGAAACGGGUGGGGAGGAUGCCCACUUUAUAUGUGCGGAUGAGCAAGCCAUUGGUGUUGCCGAUGGCGUGGGUGGCUGGGCUGAUCUUGGUGUUAAUGCAGGGAUAUAUGCAAGAGAACUCAUGUCUAAUUCUGUAACUGCAAUUCAAGAAGAGCCUAAAGGUUCCAUUGAUCCUGCUAGGGUCCUGGAGAAAUCUCACUCAAUCACAAAAGCCAAAGGGUCAUCAACUGCUUGCAUCAUAGCACUCACGGGUCAGGGUCUCCAUGCCAUUAAUUUGGGGGAUAGUGGUUUUAUGGUUGUAAGAGAUGGAUGCACCAUAUUCCGAUCUCCUGUACAACAGCAUGAUUUCAAUUUCACUUUUCAAUUGGAGAGUGGUGAUGGUGGUGAUUUGCCAAGCUCUGGUCAG